GCUAGCUCCCAAUCAGGCCCCCAACUCCUGGACUCGAAGUGCCAGAGUGGGAAAUCAGCCUUGACAGGUCCCUUCCGUGGUGCUGUGCUGUUAUCUGGGACUUCCCAGCCUAGGAGGGGAGCAACUCUCGGCAUCAUACAUUGGUCUAUGGCAGAGGGAGACCCAUCCAAGCGCUGGGAGCUGGAGAGACAGGAUGUCAAGCGGGCUGAAGCCCGGCUCAGCCAUGGGCUGCAGGACUUAGAGGAAGCACGACUCUACCAAAUGAAUUCAAUGAUCAAAGAGCAGAGGCAGAUCCAGAAGGAGCUACAGAGACUGCAGCAAGGCAAUUCCCGGAAGAAGGCCCAUGCAACUCUAGGGGACCUCUCCCAGGAGGUUGGUAAAAGGCCAGUUCUGCCCAUGCUCCCCACUUCGUCAGGGCAGCAGCACGGCAAGAGACGAGCGGAGCAACUGAGAGCACCAAGAAGUACUUUGCCCAAGGUGGAAGGUCCCACACAGGCAGCCCAAUCACCCUUGCAGCAUCAGAUAUGCGACCAUGACAUCCUGGAUGAUGAGGGGCAGGAGUCCUGUGGAAGGCAUGGGUCAACUUCAACAUGCACCCAGGCCAAAGCUGCAAGCUCCAUCACAGACAUCAGCCUGUCAGACCUCAGGCAUUCCAUCGCUAGGGGGCUGAGCACCUCUGCCAAUCCAGCAGAGCAGGAAGAAACCAACAGCCAAGGAGUGCUGGGUACAGGCCACACAGUGCUGCCCUGUGAACAGGCAGAGGCCAGCGAUGUGGAUGGCAGUGACACCAUGCCCAAGCCCACUAGCUGCACAGAGAGAAGGAAGCCUUCCCUUGGCCACGAGAAGCUAAACUCUGAUACAGAUCCCUAUGUCCCUGACAGGAGCCACCCCAGACCUAUGCACAGCAGGCCUGGGUUUCUGGAGUUGUAUGCUGAAGCCAGGAAGGCCCGGUAUAUCCGGCACAAGGGCAUUCCAGCCUCAGAGAAGGAACUCAGCCUGCAAGAGAUCUUUGGGCAUGAAAACAGCUUAGACCCCAGCCCCCCAGCAGCAGAACAGGAGCACCACAGCCCUGAAUGAUGGCUCCUUCCCCUAAGGGAGGCUUGUUAGGGUCAACCACAGGAAAAGGUGGUCUGCCCUGCUGUCUGGAACAGCCAGCUAGCCGGGGUUACAGAUUCAUAGAUUGUAAAUGUUAGGGGGCUUAU
Molecule: messenger RNA, 1202 nt
Organism: Mauremys reevesii (Reeves's turtle)
Lineage: Eukaryota; Metazoa; Chordata; Testudines; Geoemydidae
Gene: CCDC190
Product: coiled-coil domain containing 190
Exons: 4
Coding region: 148-1077 (309 amino acids)
Source: RefSeq, a predicted model, not a curated record